CGCGUGUUGUGAUUGGUCGAGAGGCAGGCGUCAAACGUCAGCGCAGAGUGGGCGGGGCGUACCGUACCGGAGUUUUGAACAUGGCGGACAAAGACAAGAAAAAGAAGGAGAGUAUUUUUGAUUUGUCGAAGUACAUCGACAAACAUAUCAGAGUAAAGUUCCAAGGAGGUCGUGAAGCAAGUGGGGUCUUAAAAGGCUUCGACCCGCUGUUGAAUCUCGUGUUGGAUGGCACCAUUGAAUACAUGCGAGAUCCUGAUGAUCAGUACAAGCUGACUGAAGACACCAGGCAGCUCGGUCUGGUUGUAUGUCGAGGGACGUCCGUCGUGCUGAUCUGUCCACAGGACGGGAUGGAGGCCAUUCCGAACCCUUUCAUUCAACAGCAGGAUGGAUAACAUCCUGACUUUUUUUUCUUGUUAGUAAAUAGAUGGUUUUUGUUAGGUCUGAAAUCAUGAAAAAUACAUUUUGUAUUUAGACUCAGGAUGAAUGUUUUUGGUUGGUUUUGUUUCUGUGGUUUAUGAAACUCACUUAUUUUAUUGUAAGGCAUGUUUUCUGUUAAUGAAAAUGGGUGCGUGAUGUUGCCCUAGUCCUUUCAGCGUUGUUUUAUCAAUUUAGACGAUUUAUAAACAUGUGGGACGUAACCGUUUCUAAAUUAAGCAAAAACCGAGAUUAUGCCUGUACCUCAAAGGUGGAUCCCUACGGAUUACCUUCUCAGAAGGCUUUUGUAGACACAAAAACAGUCGAACGUCCAGCACGCUUUCAGUGAACAUCUUUGUGUAAUCUGAAUGGAAGCUGUAUUUUGAAAGUCUUCGGUUCGGAGACACCUUGAGAAAACAUUUGUGUUUGCCUUUGUGGUGUUGUCUCCUCUGUUUUACACUCGCAAAACUUAUUCCUAAGAUUAAAGACUCAGUUAUGGACCCUU
Messenger RNA from Carassius gibelio (silver crucian carp), 919 nucleotides. RefSeq names its product U6 snRNA-associated Sm-like protein LSm7. Gene Ontology annotation, cellular component: U2-type prespliceosome; U12-type spliceosomal complex; Lsm1-7-Pat1 complex. The record is from RefSeq and is a predicted model, not a curated record. Gene Ontology annotation, molecular function: RNA binding. The transcript is spliced from 4 exons. The coding region runs from base 81 to 392 and encodes 103 amino acids. NCBI's taxonomy places the organism in Eukaryota, Metazoa, Chordata, Actinopteri, Cypriniformes, Cyprinidae. Gene Ontology annotation, biological process: nuclear-transcribed mRNA catabolic process; mRNA splicing, via spliceosome.